UGGCUCGCUCGUUCGACUCCCGUCGGCCAUCUCGGCGUGGUGGAGCUGGAGCUGCCCCAGGCCCAGAGCCUGGUGUACCUUAGACCAUGGAGCACGAGUUUAUGACACUCCCGGCACGGUGGCCGGCCAAUGUUGAGAAUGACGACGAUUAUGGCUCGAGCACCCAAGCCGUUAUUCCAGCGGCAACCCACGACAUCAGCCGCGUCAGCUACCAUGUCAAGCACAUUGACAGCUUUGCCCAAGCCCUCGAAGUGUCGGCAAGUCGAGCGUUUCCCACACGCGGUCACUCAACCCAGCGUUUCUCAAAGGUGCAGGCGCUCAUGCUCCACUGGGAAAUCGAUGAUCUAUUCGUGCUUCCCGAGCUUGAGGAUCUCGAAAAAUGUUUGCGAACCGAAUAUUGCUUCGAGACAGACAUCUUCUCCAUUCCGUCCGAAAACUCGCACCUGGAGCUGAUGCUCAAGAUCGCCGACAUGGUCAAGCAGCACGAGUCCGAGGACACUCUACUCGUCGUCUACUAUGGCGGACACGCCCGUAUUGACGAGGGGAGGCAAAGCACUUGGUGUGCGACCCGUCGACCUGGAUCACCGUGGCUGCAGUGGUCUGCCAUCCAGACUCUUCUAGAGAGGUCCAUAUCCGAUGUGCUAAUCCUGCUUGACUGCUGUGCCGGAGCUGCCAGUGCCACAUUCCCGACAGGACAGAGCAUGACUGAGACUAUCUCGGCAUCAAGUUGGGAUGCUAUUGCUCCCGACCCCGGCAGGUAUUCCUUUACGAAUGCACUGAUCGAGGUGAUGCACGAGUGGAGGAUGAAGGUCUUCUCUGCCGCUAUGCUUCAUGCAGAAGUUCUUGCCCGUCUAAAACAUCCCCGGCCUAUCCUUAUCAACGGGAAGCAGUUCGAGGCACGGACUACACCCGUCCACAUCAUGAUGACCUCGAACCACAAGACGCCAAGCAUCGAGCUCUGUCGCCUCGUUCCGCAAGCCCAACGCCUCCCUACUCUAAGGCCACAACUGAUGGGCGGGGGACUCCUACCUGCACAAUACGGCACUUCCGCCGGUGACCCGAUGAUGAUAGAGGGAAGAGGGCAGUAUGAUUCUUUUUCCAAUGCCCUGGUCCCCAGUGGGUCCGGACCUACUGAAAACGUACCCCAUGUCAUGCUCUCCUUGGCUCUCGAGGACGACCAGGAACUGGAUCUCAAUGACUGGGAGGAGUGGCUAGCCAAGUUCCCAGCCAUCGCCAAGUAUGCCAAAGUCCAGGGCGUAUUCAAGAGCCACUCGAACUUGAUCUUGCUCUCACUGCCAGUCAUGGUUUGGGAUCUCCUUCCCGAUGACCCCGCGUGUAAUUUCGUGGGGUUUAUUCGUUCCAACAACCUCCUUCAUACCAAAGAAAAGGGUCCGCCGAUAACAGUAGCGGAGGCUUCCGCCGCCGCCAAAGCCCUCAACCGGCAAUCGUCCCUCUCGCGAGACGACGAAUCGACAUUUUCCGGUACUACGUUUAACCCGACCGAAGACUCCAACACACUUAGACAAGCACUUGAUUCAGCCUGGCCGGGUCUCAAUAGAGACCUGUCUAUUGCUACCGUUCAACAGCAAGAACAACCCGACCCGUGGUUGCCUCUCCAUUCAGAAGCCUCAUCGGGUAGUCGGUCAGAAUACCCGUUCUCUGGCCCGGCAACCACGACAGGUCCUAGUUCGCGGCCUGUCGCUCAUGAAGCGACCUCCGUCCCAGCCAGCCUAAGGAAUGUAGGGUCUACUACGUCGCUGGGUAUGCUUCAGCGACAACAAAGUGCGCCUCCGACACUUCCAGGAUCAGUCGACAAUGAUUCCUCAAUUCCUGGUGAACCCAUAACGAGAACCAUGAUAAUCAACCAGUCCCGGAAUUCCAAAAAGUCGGCCUUCACUUCCAAUCAAAGCAUCCCGGAGGGCCCACAUUUUGCACAUCAUGUCAUCAAGCGUCUGGAGGAAUACUUCCAGAAGGAGCGGGAGCCUAACAUGGCUGUUACUGAAUUCCUUGCCUCGAAUCUUGGCGUUGAAAGCUCAGAUAUCCAUAUCUGGUUCCAUAACCGUCGACAGCAGGAGAGGACAACGUUCCAGUUCAAGAAUCUGAAGCUCGACAACCACCAACCUGAGGUCCGCAAAGACGGACCUCGCAUGAUUCUUCCUGGCCAUUUGAACACACUCCUUGAAAUUUACCCAUCAAAAAGCGUCCUUAUCGUUGAUUUACGGUCUUCGGUAGACUUUGAGAAAUCGCACAUUCACGACGCUGUCAACCUACGCGCGCCUGUCAGCUUUAUUCAGAAUGCCACGCUCGAGAUGAUUGAAGACACGCUAGUGGACGCUCAAAGCCGACACAGCUUCAGCAAGUGGGCCCAAUCAAAAUGCGUUGUCUUCUACGACAGGGUUGUCGAGUUUGACUGGGAAUGCCCUGUUGCCGAAGCUUUGUACGAGAAGCUGAAGAGAAAGCGGUGGACGGGACAGUGUUUUGUUCUCAAAGGACACUACCGAGAGUUUUCGGCCUCGUUUGACAAGUACAUCAGUGGGUCUAAAAUGAGCAAGGAGGCCAAGGAAUACUUGGACAGCCUCCGGCAGCAAGCGACCCCAACGCUAGAUGAACUGAACCGAAAAGACCAACGGUACAACGAGUGGCUCGAGUCGUUCUCGAGCCGGGACGGUGUGCCCGUGUUGGGACUGAUCCCGGCCAAGAAACUCGAGCGAAGAAGAGCAGUCGAACAGCAUCAGAAGGACCUCGAAAUUCAGUUCAAGGGUCCUUUUGCCGCUCUCUACAAGAAAUCACAAGCCAUGCGGCCUCGCUCGCCGUCGCCGCCACCACCCGGAUCUCCUCCUCCUCCGUUUAGGAGUACCCCCAUGGAGGCAUGGGAGGGGGGCAAGACAUUCAAGGAUGUAAACUGGAAAAACAAGGACGACAACUUUGACCGAAAAGCGGCCCUCGUGGAGCCAUUGGCCAGCGGCCUCGACAAGAUCCGAGAGGCAGGCCUGUCAUCGGGCGCCGGAAGCCCCGGUUCGCAGGAUCGCUAUACUCGAGGCCACAGCAAUGACAACAGUUACCUGGAUAAGCUUGACCCGAGCUCGGACGACUACGAUGAGAUUGACCCCAAGAGUGAAGGCCUGGGGAACGACCCAGUCUUUCAAAAGGCAGGCGCGACGAAGGCUCAACCAGAAGCAGCCGGCGCGGACGACGAUCUUAAGAAAGGACGCAAGCGUCCGCUCUGGGGCCGAAUCCGAACCUCUGGGAAGUAAAGUGUACAUACGAAUGUUAUGAGAAAUGGGUUGGAGCAUCAGCUGGGAUUUGAUUACAGACUUGUUGAGCAAGUUUGACUUUGUUUGCAUUGUCAGCGUAUUUCUGGUCAUGGGCGGAACUUGGAGUUGCUAUAUCACGGCUACAUUUUGCCUCUGGUGGCAGGAAAAACACGAGGACUAGAGACGUGCAUUUUUAGAUGCCCCAUCGUUUGGAUGCUCAUCGAUUUGGAUGUUUGUGUUUCCAUUC
This is a messenger RNA of Lasiosphaeria miniovina, 3501 nucleotides long. RefSeq lists its product as uncharacterized. The record is from RefSeq and is a predicted model, not a curated record. Bases 87 to 3254 code for a protein of 1055 amino acids. Lineage: Eukaryota; Fungi; Ascomycota; Sordariomycetes; Sordariales; Lasiosphaeriaceae. Gene Ontology annotation, molecular function: DNA binding. The transcript is spliced from 5 exons.